AGCAGCAGCGGGCAUCGUGCUGCUGCUGUUGUCGUCCUUUCGUUACAACAUGGCUGCGAUUUUAAAGGAUUUCGGUCAGGUUUUCGUUUGUGGACCGUAAUUACGCCUCGGAUACCUUCUGGAUAGGUAUUAGGAGUUUUGCCCUGUCGUUUGGGGGCAGCAUGCUGCUCUCAAAAUUGGUCGCUUUUCCUCCCAUCUCGACCAGCAUGGUACCGGCGAAGCUCCAGCUGCAGCAGCAAGCCAAAAUCGAGAGGCUGCCGUUUGAGAAGCAGUACCGGCUUGGUGCGGUGCUGGGCAGUGGAGGCUUUGGCACCGUCUACUCUGCUGUUCGUGUAGCCGAUGGUUUACCGGUGGCUGUGAAGCACGUAUGUAGAGACAGAGUAACUGAGUGGGCCACUCUGACCAGUGGUGUGGUUCCUCUGGAGAUUGUCCUGCUGGAGAAGGUGGGAGGUGGGUUUGGGGGUGUGGUACAGCUGUUGGACUGGUGGGAGCGACCAGACGGUUGGCUGCUGGUAAUGGAGCGUCCUGAGCCGGCUCAGGACCUCUUCGACUACAUCACAGAGAGGGGCACGCUGGAGGAGGAUGUGGCUCGAGGGUUUUUUCUGCAAGUUUUAAAAGCGGUGGAGCAUUGUUUCAGCUGUGGAGUGGUUCAUAGAGACAUUAAGGAUGAGAACCUUCUUGUGGAUUUAAGGACUGGAACACUCAAACUGAUAGACUUUGGCUCUGGAGCAUUUCUAAAGGACUCUGCCUACACUGACUUUGAUGGCACCCGUGUAUACAGCCCUCCGGAGUGGAUCCGACUGAAGCGCUACCACGGCCCCUCUGCCACAGUGUGGUCUUUAGGGGUGCUUCUGUACGACAUGGUGUGUGGGGACGUCCCUUUUGAACAGGAUGAGGAGAUUCUCAGAGGGCGUGUCAUUUUCAGAGGGCCGGUGUCACAGGAAUGCCGGCAGCUGAUUGGUUGGUGUUUGAGUCUACAACCCACAGAAAGACCGACCCUAGAGCAAAUACUCCUUCACCCCUGGCUCACAGGCACAAAGUCCCACCAAACAGAGCGAUGUGAAAUUACACUCCAUUCUCUCACAGACAUGUCUACCUCCCCUUCGUCUACCUCAUCCAGCCAGGACAGUCUUUGAACUGGCAUCAGGCAGGACAUUUAAUAAAUGCACAAAUGCUUAUUACAAUGUGCCUUUACUUUCUAACCGUUAAACUGUGAUGAAGUUAUUUUGAAGAACAAUUUCUUUGUUGCUGGUUUUGAAAUGUUUUCUAAUGUCAUGUCCAAUGCACAAAUAUGCAAUGCAAACAUUUUUUUUUAACAAUUACAUUUUUGUUAUUUUUUUAUUUGUAUAUUUUGGUACAUUUUCUUUAUUUAUUAAGUAUGCAAUUCUUUUGUUGUAAAUUUAUUUUCAGUCAGAAUUUUUGUUUACUCUAAAGCUGAAAAUAAAUACAGUAAUGUUUAGGAAUUAAUGUGGACUGUUGUCUUCUAGUUUGAUAAAUAGAGAAGUUCUGGUGAAUAUUUUCAUGAAAUUGUUUUUGACUGAACAUUCAGUAUAAACUAUAAAUGCUA
Messenger RNA from Boleophthalmus pectinirostris (great blue-spotted mudskipper), 1567 nucleotides. Its product is annotated as serine/threonine-protein kinase pim-3-like. The record is from RefSeq and is a predicted model, not a curated record. NCBI's taxonomy places the organism in Eukaryota, Metazoa, Chordata, Actinopteri, Gobiiformes, Gobiidae. Gene Ontology annotation, molecular function: ATP binding; protein serine/threonine kinase activity. Gene Ontology annotation, cellular component: cytoplasm. Gene Ontology annotation, biological process: regulation of mitotic cell cycle; protein autophosphorylation; negative regulation of apoptotic process.